Messenger RNA from Macroventuria anomochaeta, 1247 nucleotides. RefSeq names its product HIT-like protein. Gene Ontology annotation, molecular function: mismatched DNA binding; double-stranded RNA binding; single-stranded DNA binding. The transcript is spliced from 2 exons. Lineage: Eukaryota; Fungi; Ascomycota; Dothideomycetes; Pleosporales; Didymellaceae. Bases 51 to 1094 code for a protein of 347 amino acids. Gene Ontology annotation, biological process: double-strand break repair; single strand break repair. The record is from RefSeq and is a predicted model, not a curated record. Gene Ontology annotation, cellular component: nucleus.
UUCGGAUUACUCAGGGAAAGUUGAUUUGUGCCGAAAAUUCCAAAAGGUAGAUGUUCAAACUCUCGAGAGAACCAUUACGGUACUCGCAGUCCUGUCAACUCAACGGCAAACGUACUUUCCACCAGGGCUCCCACAUCAUGGCGGAAGCUUCCAAAGGCAAGAGCAGUAAUAUUACAGAGAAACACCAAGAUCCAAUAGUCGCAGAGGAGAUAGAAGGAGCUUUGAAACCCCAAGCAUCGCACUUAUUAUUCGCCUCAAAGCGAGCAAAUGCAUUCACAGAACUCAUGUCUGCAAAGAAGCCUAAACCCGCCGCUGAACCAGCCGAAAUACCAGCGAAGCCCGUAAUGCGAGGCUUCGACGCACGCAACGGUCUAGGUCUAUACAUCGAACAUCCUGAGAAGAACCCCGAGGGCCUUGUCGUAGAGUACGACGACGACUUCGUAGUGAUCAACGACAAGUUCCCAAAAGCAAGGUAUGCCUCCUCAUUGCUUUUCCAAAGCAGCCCUGGACUGAUAAUUCAUAGUGUGCAUCUUCUCUUAAUCCCCCGCAAGCCAGAAUACUACAACCAACACCCCCUGCAUCUCCUCUCCAGCAAUCCCGCUUUCCUCGCCGAAGUACGUCGCUGCGUCGACCGCCUCAAGCAGCUCGCAGCCUCAGAACUGCGCCGCAGAUACGGCCGCCACAGUGCCACAGAUGUCCCCUACCAGUCCGCCCUCUCAGACCUAAUGAGCUCACCCAACCCCCCACCAGCAUCAGAGCGCGACGCUCUCCUCCCACCCGGCCGUGACUGGCUCUCUGAAAUCAAAGUAGGCGUGCAUACACACCCAAGCAUGAACCACAUGCACAUCCACAUCAUGAGUCGGGAGAUGCAUUCACUGUGUCUGAGGCAUAAGAAGCAUUAUUUGAGUUUCAACUCGAGUUUCUUUGUGGAUGUGGAUGAGUUCCCGCUUGAGGAGGGGAGUGAGAGAUUUCAUCCGGGGGACUGGCCGAGUUGGGAUAUGAAGUGUUGGAGGUGUGGGGAGAACUACAAGAAUAAGUUUGCGAAGUUGAAGGGGCAUUUAGAAGAGGAGUUUGAGGUGUGGAGGAAGGAAUGAUGCGGUGGGACUGAGAGCAAGGAAACAAGCUAAGAGAUGCAACAGGCAGGUUUAUGUGAUACCCGACACGGUUCUUUGAUAGUCGUCAUAGCAUACAAGACUAGCCAACUUUUGGUGUCGUUAUAUGGUACAUCGUUUCGUCAAUUUGUGAUU